AUGCUUAAAGCCAACCUCAACUUCAAUCCAAGUGCCUCCGCCGACAAGCUGUUGACUCUCUCAUUGCAGCCGCUCAAGUGUGAGAGAACUUGCAUAUUACAGAGACGCUUUGGGUCAAGCCGCUUUCUCUACGUCGAGGUGCCACAGGUCCACACGUUCAAUGGCAUCCAUCUUAAGGGCCAGCAAGAUCUUCUCAAGUCACGAUUCAAAGACCUCUACGAGAUUCUCAAUUGGGCUAUUCUACUGGGCAAGAAUGGUCAACAAGGGUUCCGCAAGGCAUACGCUCGCCUGGAUCUAUUCCUGUCUCAGACAAUACCAACAGUUAGGUUCACUUACAGAGAGGUCAAAUAUGUGAAAGACGCUUUGGCAGAUGGCACUCUAGAGAGCGAGGAGUUUAACGAUCGCCGUGUGUGGAUGAUUAGCGCACCAUAUGACACGACCGACGCGAAGCACCUCAAGAGAUGGAUUCACAUGUCAGAGAGUCAACGUAAAGUCAUACCGAGAGACGAAGACUUCUCCGAUAGUUGUGAGGCUGAUAGAUGGUCAUUUGAACUGGUCAAAUACACCGCACCACCAAAAUCGUCAACACUGAAUCUGGACUUCAUCCCAAUCUUACAGAACCGUCACGUUUCUCGCAUUACAUUGCGACAAGUAAUUGAAAGCCAACUGGAGAUGGACUUUGCGGCCUUCUUCGAAUCCCUUGAUGACCCGCUAUGGCUCUCCUCCGUCCGCUCGAAGCUGAAAAUCCGUCUCGGUAAAUCUGCUAUGGCUCUGGGCGUGGCUGAUCCAACUGGAUGCUUGAAACCUGGGGGAAUACACAUGGCUUUCUCAGAAACAUUUCGAGAUGAGGUGUCUGGCGAGGUCUGGUCACAUCUCAAGAGUGAGGUAUCGGUUGCAAGACACCCUUCGCUCAGAUGUUCCGACUUGCAAAAAGUCAGAGCUGUGUAUAAGGAGGAGCUCAGCCACUUGACCGAUGUCGUGGUAUUUCCAUCAACAGGCUGUGUUCCACUCGCACACAAACUUCAGGGUGGUGACUACGAUGGUGACACGUUCUGGCUUUGUUGGGACCCAAGGUUGACCGCUGAUUUCGAGAAUGCACCUUCGCCGGUCGAAGAGCCAAAGUUGGAAUACUACGGCAUCAAAAAGGACUCGCGUAAAUUAAGGGAUAUUCUGGGCAGCGAUAACAAUGUCGACACUUGGUUGUCUGAGAGUUUCGCGUUCAAGCUAUAA
Messenger RNA from Aureobasidium namibiae CBS 147.97, 1230 nucleotides. RefSeq lists its product as uncharacterized. Bases 1 to 1230 code for a protein of 409 amino acids. The record is from RefSeq and is a predicted model, not a curated record. The transcript is spliced from 4 exons. Gene Ontology annotation, biological process: siRNA processing. Gene Ontology annotation, cellular component: nuclear RNA-directed RNA polymerase complex. NCBI's taxonomy places the organism in Eukaryota, Fungi, Ascomycota, Dothideomycetes, Dothideales, Saccotheciaceae. Gene Ontology annotation, molecular function: RNA-directed RNA polymerase activity.